GCGCCCUGUGGGCAGAUCCGUUCAUCAACGGCUCGGGUAGAGAGGGAAAUGGCGGCAGAGGCGGAGGCGCUGCCUGCGGAGACGCCCCCCGGCCCCGCUCCAGGCCGAGAUCCCCACGUCCGGUGUCGCUCGUGCCGCUCGGUUGCAGAGUUGCUGGGCUGCUGCAAAUCUCACGUGCGCGCGCUCGGCGACGAGCAGCCGGUCGAGACCGAGACCUUGCAAUGGGCUCUCGGCGAAGCCGUCUGGAACUUUGAAACAGCUGUACAAGAUAACAUAACUGUUAAUGGACAACCAUGGCAGGAGUCACCAAGCAAUCUUCAAAAUGGUGCCGACAUCAAACCCCUUGAAGAUCAGCUGGAUGAAUUAGUAGUGGAAGUGGCCUCCAAGCGCAAUCACCAUCCCAAAAAAAUAAAAGCUCAUGUCGUCAAAAGCAUUAAAACUCAGCAAAAAAUGUUGGGCUGCUAUCAACCUGUUGUGAAACCUCAAGAGACAAAAGCAACACCUUGUGAAGAUUCUCAUAUGGCAGACCUGAGGCUUUCAGCAGAAGCAGCAGCCAGACAUAUUGGAAAUUCAUUUCAGUUUAUGACGUCUCUCCUGGGAAAAGCAGAAGGUUUCUCCACGGUGUUAUCUUGGCAGCCAACUUUAGAACUGUGCAAAAUCCGCCAAGAAGUUUUUUCCAGCUCCCAAGUGAAAGCAGAGAAUCAAACUGAGAGCAAAACCCUUACAGAACAAGUAGAAGUCAUAUCCCCAGAGACUGCUAUCAGCAGUUCUGUUAUACUGAAAAUAAAGAGGCCGUCAUGUUCACCACAGAGAAAGUAUCCAUUACGACGAAGGAAAAUUGGUCUUGACACAUGAAUUUUUUUUUACUUUCAAGCAUUCCCAAAACUACCAUCUGCUUUGAGAGAACUGUUUAAUUGGACCUUCAUAUGUAUAUAUGAUCUUUGCUUCUCACAUUUAUAGGAGAUGUUUUUGCCUAUUUGAACUUGUCUACCACACCAAGGAGUCUGAGUUGUCUGGAGAAACAUUGGUAGUGACAUCCUCUGGACACCAGAUGACCAAUCAAUUUUGACUUGUAGUUUUAGAGGUUCUAGUUUGGUCCUCUCACUGUGCUUAAUGUUAUGUCAGACAACUGCAGACUUUUCAUGUUGUAGUUUUUCACAUCCCCAUGAUCAUUCAGUGAGGACCAUUUGUCAGCAGUGUUGUGGAGUAUUGUCAUUUGAGAUUCAAGCCUGAAACUACAGAAGCAUCACUGUAUUACAAUCAAAUGGUCAAUUACAAAAUGUGGAUUAAAAAAAACACAACUCAGCAUAUCUCUGACUCAAUAAAGAGAAAAAGAGCUCAAUGUAGAGAGCUAUGCACUGGCAUAGCCAGGAUUCUCCAUCUGCAUCUCCAAGCAGAAGACACCAUGUCAUGUGAUUCAAAAGCCAUUUCCUGAAAAAGUUUGAAAUUGUGCAGAAAAUGCACAAUUGCUUAUGUGUACACAAUAGGAUUUUUAGUUCGUGGCAAUGAUUUGCAUUUUUGGUGUGUAAAUAUUACGUUUACCUGUACAGGUCCUUUUCUGCAAUAUCUGUAUCUGCAAUAUCUGAGGGCCAAACCAGGUAUUCUGCAUCUGAGACAGGUUUUCUGUAACAUAUAAAAAGUUGCAGGGAAAGUUUGGAGGGUGAUUCUUAAGCAGUCUGCCCUACCUCCCCCUCCCAACCAUUUGGGAUGAAGCCACUGGCAGAUAAUUGCACAGGAGAGAGGUGAAAGGCAAGAGAAAGUUUAAACAUCCCUCUUCAGUCGCUUCUUCUGUCCUCCAAAUGUAUGUCCUCUUGUCUCCCGCUCCUCAUGCCCUGAUCUUCAGUGUAGACUUGGGUUCCCAGAGUGCUGCAAAGCAUCUAGUAUGGCCCUGACAAGCUGACAAAUGUAACUAUAUUUGAUAAUUGUCAUGGAAUCCUCCCCCCCCCCCCCCCAGUCUAAACGUAAUAUGCUGUUUUUAAAUUGAAACAGUAGCCCAUUGCAUGUCUUGCAGUUUGGCAUCACCAUGUUUAGUCUCUUGAACUCUGCGCCUUUAAUUGAUUCGACACAUGAAUCUGAACUGAAUUCUGUUUUGGGGGUUCCUAAUCUCUGCACUGUUACAAAACGGUUUAGAUAACUUCAUAAAUCCAUAUCAAGUUAUUCUAUUUACCAUUCAGUUUAUUUACAUAUUAUCUCCCUUCUUAGUCCUGCUGUUCUGUCAUGCAAAGUGAAAAUAUAGGUUUUAUUGUUUGCCUGUUUGCUUUACUAUACCCUAGGAAUUCAUGUUAAGCUAUAGGUGCUAACCUAAUAGGCAGUUUGACUGCUUUUUUAAAAAGACAGUUUGGAAUGUAGUGCAGAGUAGAAUGUACUACACUGUCCUGAAAAGUGAUGUAGGCAAAAAUGAAUUUAUUCAUUUCAGUUCAGUCAUACACGUGCAAAGACUAUAGUAAAGCAGUAAUUUGGAAAUAUUGUCUUGGGUUUGGUAUUUCUUUGCCUCAGAAUGGCUGCUUAGCCAGUAAAGGCACUAUAAGUUUCCAGGGCUUUCUUCUCAAAAGCCCUGCACUGUAAAGACUACCCUUGACCUUUGCUUCCACCUUUGGGAAACAUGAGACAAUGCAUGUGAUUAUAUUCUAUGAUUAAUUGAGAUUUAUUUAUUAAGUUUCCAAAAUCAGUGCUAUUUGUAUGACUUACUUUCCUUUUUACUAAUUAGAAUUUAUUGUGUAUCAAUUAUUCCUCAAAAUGCAAACUUUCAAAAGGGUUUUAUUUAGAAAAAAGAACAACCUCAAGUACUGUUCCUUAGAAAUGUUUUCUUAAUUAAACAGCCAAAAGAGGAAAAUAAGUGAAAAACUCUGCUCUUGAAAUUCCAUUUUAAAAUGUGUAUCAACAAACUAAGCUUGUAUACUAGCAUAUAAAUAUUUUGUUAUUGUAAAAUGUAUAUUUGUACAGAAGCACUUAUUUUAUAUAGAUUAAAACUGAUAAGACCA
Sphaerodactylus townsendi is the source of this 2981-nucleotide messenger RNA. It is a transcript of the gene NSL1, whose product is annotated as NSL1 component of MIS12 kinetochore complex. Gene Ontology annotation, biological process: mitotic sister chromatid segregation. Gene Ontology annotation, cellular component: MIS12/MIND type complex; kinetochore. The coding region runs from base 49 to 855 and encodes 268 amino acids. The record is from RefSeq and is a predicted model, not a curated record. Lineage: Eukaryota; Metazoa; Chordata; Lepidosauria; Squamata; Sphaerodactylidae. The transcript has 6 exons.